AGUCUUGUUAUUAAAAUAAGUUUAAAAAAUAAAUUUCUCAUUACUAAUGCUUAGGCAUUAUAAAUUUUAUUGAAAAUGACCAGAGAUAAAGAAAACUUUUGAUAACAACCUGGCCUCCACUGCAUACAUUUGGGAUGUAGAGACAGCUCUCUAUUCUUAGGCAUUUGUAAGGGUAAGAGAAAGUCUCAUUUUGUUAACAGUUUGUUUAUUUGGGGAUGACAAUACAUCUGGCUGAAGACAAUCAACAGCGGGCCUAUUAUCUAUCCCAUGAUUACCAGAAUACUCACGGACAUGGAACACACAGGACGUUACCUGCAUCUUGCCUUUCUGAUGACAACAGUUUUUUCUUUGUCUCCUGGAACAAAAGCAAACUAUGCCCAUCUGUGGGCUAAUAAUACUACUGUCUUGGAUCCAGAUAUUCAAAAUAAGACGGGCAGAAGCCAAAAUGAAAACAUUAACACAAACCCUACAACUCCUGAAGCAGAUAAAAAAGUUAUUUCUACAAAAAUGCCUGAAAUAGCAACAUCAUCUCACAUCGCGUCUUUAACUCCUAAAUCUGAACUGGAGCUUUAUAUAUCUUCUGUCAUCAGGAACAAUUCUCCAGCAGUACAUAGCAUUGAAAACACAAGCAAAAGUCACAGUGAAAUUUUCAAAAAAGGUGUCUGUGAGGAAAACAACAACAAAAUGGCUAUGCUAGUUUGCUUAAUUAUAAUUGUGGUGCUUUUUCUUAUCUGUACAAUUUUAUUUCUAUCAACUGUGGUUCUGGCAAACAAAGUCUCAUCUCUCAGACGAUCAAAACAAGUAGGCAAGCGUCAGCCUAGAAGCAAUGGCGACUUUCUGGCAAGCAGUGGUCUAUGGCCUGCUGAAUCAGACACUUGGAAAAGAGCAAAACAGCUCACAGGGCCUAACCUAAUGAUGCAAUCUACUGGAGUGCUCACAGCUACAAGGGAAAGAAAAGAUGAAGAAGGAACUGAAAAACUCACCAACUAACGGAUGCUUUAGUGAAGAAAAAUGCAAAGUAGCAAUGAGAAAGUUUCUGGAGUAAAAAUGAAGUCAGUUUGAUAUUUAAUGCCAAGGUGUUGUUCUGAUGGUCUAAAAUUUAACAUGGCAGGCUGUGCAAUUUAGAAUCAAGCAGGUGAGAAGGGGAGACGUAUGCCUGCUUACUUAAUUACUUAAACUGUGUCUGACACUAUUUUAAAAAGCAAAAAUGAAACAACCAAGCAUCUGAGGAAGGUUUUAAAGACAAGCUGAAGGAACUGACUAAUAGAGGUAGAAAGGGACAAUUAAAUAUUUCCUGUUCAGCAAUAGUAGUUGAGUGAUCUUUGUCCGAAUGUUAUUAAAUUUUGAAGAGUUUUAGUGUGUCGUUAGAGGCAAGUAUAUGCUUUAACAUCUAACAGAAGUCACGUUCUUAAUGCAUAGAGCUGAACUGUACAGUUACGUGGUACCUUCUUUGCUGAAUGUGGCAGAAUCCAUACCAGCUCAUCUAUCAACACAGCUGAUGUUAUGCUAGAUGUUUUCAUCUUUAUAUAUGGCACACAUAAGAAAGUGGUUUUCUACUAUAAAUAUGUAAUUAAAACUUUAAAUUUUGUAUAAUAAAUUAAGACUUGUUAGAAUAAAAGUGACUACGUAC
Balaenoptera acutorostrata (minke whale) is the source of this 1630-nucleotide messenger RNA. It is a transcript of the gene EVI2A, whose product is annotated as ecotropic viral integration site 2A. The record is from RefSeq and is a predicted model, not a curated record. Lineage: Eukaryota; Metazoa; Chordata; Mammalia; Artiodactyla; Balaenopteridae. The coding region runs from base 268 to 990 and encodes 240 amino acids. The transcript has 2 exons. Gene Ontology annotation, cellular component: membrane.